GUCACUUGACUUGCUCUUUAGUGACGUUCUUGACACACUACUGAGAGCUCAGCGUUAGCAUUCAGCAUCCCUGGAUUUACUGUGACUGUUUUGCCGAGGUGUUACAUCUCGACAUUGCUUUCAGGCACAGUUAAAGACAGAGUUAAUUUGAUGUGUGCCUAAAUUUUCCAGUUAACAGUACAAAUGAGGAUUAAAGACCGAACCAUGUCACCUCCAAAUAGAUCUGGCCCAAGUCUUCCAAAUGAACUGAAUAAGUUCUCGGGUCAUUCCAACAGGUUAAAGCAGAUUUUGGGAGAGACCAAGAAAUGUUUUGAUGAUAUCAACCAGUCAGGACGUUUCGAAGGAACUCAAGUGAUUGAAGCAGAGCUGCUGAAGGAGGAAGAGAGCGAGAUCACUGCCGCUAUUGAGCAUCCGCCGACCGUCAUCAUUUUCGGACAAAACGCUUAUGCGAAGUCGCGAAUAGUGAAUGAGCUGUUCAACAAAAGAUUUUUCCCGCCCCUGGAACCCGACUCUGACGUUAAGCUCCGCAUGGUCAGAAUUUUUCACGGCAAAACCAACACGGUUAGCCUCACUCUGCCAGACGAUUACGACCUAGUUGACAACUUGGAAGCCUACAAUGGACCCUGGCACACAAUUCCUCUGGCCGACCUAGAGUUGCCGGAGAACAAAUCGCAGGAUAACGCCAGUGGUUUGGCUGUCAUGGAGGUGACGCAAGAUCACCCAAUGCUACGUUGUGGGGCACAGGUGGUUGUCUCCCCCUCUCGUCAGGACGGAGACAGCUUCGAGGAGAUUGUGCAGCAGUGCACGGCCAGCUCCACUCCAAUACUCAUCUACGGUUUCGCUGAUAAUUUCCUCUCAGAAAUGGACGUGUUGGAGCUGAGCGAGUUGAGCAAGCUAACCAACUUUGAGCCCAUCUUCUUCGUCCGCGUCCCACCCCCGGGCUCCCGGACAGUGGACACUGACCCUCCGGACGGCGCACCCGGGGAGACGGUGACCAGUGGUCAGCUGUCCCCAUCCUCCCUGCCCCCCUCCUCGCCCACACACGCCCCGUCAUCGUCGUCUAGUCACUACCCGCCCAGCCCCACCACUCACCACCCCCACCCCAACUCACGCCACUCGCACGCCAAAGCUCAUCAUCACAAAAACAGCUCCGCACAAAGCGACGGCAACAACUCGUCUUCACAACAGCAGCAACAACAACAGCAACAGCCGUUGUCCUCGCCGUCAGAGUCUGCCCCCAGCUCGCCCACCAAACAGCAACAACAACAGCAGCACCAACAACAACAACAACAUCAGCAUAAUCGCAACUCGUCUUCAUCACCAGCCAACGCUCCUUCUUCCUCGUCAGGCGUAUCGUACAACAACAACAACAACAACGACUACGACAAUAUUGACAAUAACCACCACGUCGUCGUUGACCGUGGCGCGGUCGCCGCCUCCCCCUCUCCCUCUACCACCUCCCAAUCCUCCUCAUCCUCCUCCAUCACCACCACCACCGCCACCCCCUCCUUGUCCCUAAACCCCGGUGACAAACAGCUCUGCGUGUUGGACCAGCUCCGACGGCUGGGCUAUCUGGACGGUGACCCGGACGUGAGGCAGUACCGGCGCGCUCUCUCCACGACCUGCCUCGACGCCGACAGCGUCUUCGUGGAGCGCUUCCCGGACUUCCUGCCCAAGCUCACCCAGUUCUCCAAGAGGGGCCUGCAGACGUGCCUGGUGAACGCGGCCACGGUGCUGAACGUCUCGCACACGCGCGGGCUCAACAUGUUCAUCCUCUCCGCCUUCGACAUGGCGCGCGACAUGCUCAUCACGCCCAAGAAGCUGGAGUUUGCGCGCGAGAAGGAGGAAGAGCUGUACCGGUCGCUGCUCAAGAUCUCCGUCUCCAAGCUGGACGAGAUCAAGGAGCUCAUCUCCAGCACCAUCUCCUUCAUCGGGACCUGUCUCGUCGCCGAGGCCGGGGAGUUUGAGUUUAUUGAUUCUCAACGCGGCCUACACCGUGGAGAUCACCGUGCGGUCCAGUUCGUCUUUCAUCAAAAACCUACUGGAGAGGAUGAAGCAGCUGGUCCAGUCCAUGCCAUGGAAGUCCUCUCCGACCAUCGACGCCGAGUGGAAGAGAAAAGUCGCUCAAGACAUGCUCAACAGUCUCAGUGAAUCCAGGCUGGCCAAGAGCAUCUCGUCCCAGAUCAAGGAGCGUCUGAAUCGGUCGCACGAGGCAUUCAGCAACGCACUGCGCCAGCUGGAGCUGCGCCACACGGGCCGGCUGGACAAGAUCGAGGAGCACCGGCUGAAGCUGCGCAAGGUCCACGCGCCGCGCCUGGCCAAACUGGCGCUGGAGAGCACGUCUCUGCGCGACGUCAUUCUCAAUGGGAUGCCCCAGAUUGGCCGUGAGAUCGGCCGGGGUCAGUACGGGGUGGUGUACUCGUGCGACACGUGGGGCAGCCACUCGCCGUGCGCCAUCAAGUCGGUUGUACCUCCCGACGACAAGCACUGGAACGACCUGGCACUCGAGUUCUUCUACACCAAAAAUAUCCCGGACCACGACCGUAUCGUGAUGCUGCGUGGGUCGGUGAUCGACUACAUGUACGGGGGAGGGACCUCACCGGCCGUGCUGCUGGUCAUGGACCGUCUCCAGCGAGACCUCUACACCGCCAUCAAGCAGGGGCUGGAUUGGGUCAGCAGCUGGACCGUGACAACCGCGGCAAAAUCACCGACCUUGGGUUCUGCAAGCCCGAGGCUAUGAUGAGUGGCAGCAUUGUGGGCACGCCCAUCCACAUGGCGCCGGAGCUCUUCACCGGUCACUACGACAACAGCGUAGAUGUCUACGCCUUCGGCAUCCUCUUCUGGUACGUGUGCGCGGGCCACGUGCGACUGCCCAACGCGUUUGAGCAGUGCGCCAACAAGGACCAGCUCUGGCAGUCUGUGAAGAAAGGUCUGCGACCGGAGCAGCCAGUGAACACCUCAGAGGACUGCUGGCUGCUCAUGCAGGGAUGCUGGGAGGGAGAGCCCGGCCGGCGCCCGUUCUUCGGCGAUGUGGAGACUUCGCUCAAGUCCAUCCUGGAGAAGUACAAGAGGAAGGCGGCUGCCUCGGUGGAGCGGGGAGGCAACUCUCGCGAUCGCCGCGGCCGGACGCCCGGCUCUUCCUCUCGCCACUCUUCCCCCAGACACAGCAAGCAGAUCAAUCCCAGCCGAUAAUGGACUUGUGUGCCGUGGUGUUUCUGUCGUGGGCUGCGAAGGACUACUACUUUUCUUGUUUUCCAAUGGAAACUGUGCUUACAAUGUAAUAAACUUUAUAUUCAUUUGUCAUUUUAUUUCCUGUGGAAUAUGCUGUACAUCAGGUGUUAUUUUGUGGGCCUUUUUUUUCUCGUUCUGCCCGUUUCGUGUUUUUUUUU
This is a messenger RNA of Aplysia californica (California sea hare), 3389 nucleotides long. RefSeq names its product dual serine/threonine and tyrosine protein kinase. The record is from RefSeq and is a predicted model, not a curated record. Gene Ontology annotation, biological process: protein phosphorylation. Gene Ontology annotation, molecular function: protein kinase activity; ATP binding. Lineage: Eukaryota; Metazoa; Mollusca; Gastropoda; Aplysiida; Aplysiidae.